AUGCCGCCUUUGAACCUCGCAUCACAGAAAGCCAUCUCGCGGUUAAGAAACUACGUUCCGCCACCAACGAGCUAUGAUUCUGUGCCGUUGUCGAGACGGGCUGCGGUGCUGGUGCUGCUUUAUGCGGACCAGAGGGGGGAGUUGAGGGUUGUGUUGACGAUGAGGGCGGCGACGUUGAGUUCGUAUGCUGGACAGGCUGCUUUGCCGGGUGCAGGAAAAGCCGAUACUUUGGAAGAAACGCCCUUUCAGACGGCUCGACGCGAAGCCAAAGAGGAGAUCGGGCUUCCUGACACCAACCAGAAACUUCCGCAGCCUUUCACGGUCGAGCAUCUCUGCGAGUUCCCGGCCAAUUUGGCACGAACGGAACUGGUAGUUCGGCCGUGUGUGGCGCUUUUGCAUUCUUUCGAUGAAAGGACGGGCGAGAAUGCCGAUCCUGAGGUUUCCCUGAUCCCGAGGUUGGAUGCGCGGGAGGUGGCUGCGGUGUUUACGGCGCCGUUUAGGAAUUUUUUGCGGAGCAGGGAUGAAGAGGAUUGGGGAGGGGAUCCGGUGGAUUGGUAUAAGGGGGCUUGGACAGAGUGGCAUCAGUCGGAUUGGCGGAUGCAUCAGUUUUUCGUCCCUGUUCGGCCUAAAGAGGUGGUCAAGCCGAAGGAAGGGACCAGGGAGCAGAAACAGACGAUCAGUCAAUUGGAGGAACAGGAGAAGGCCGAGCAGGUGAUCCGCUACCGGGUGUUUGGGAUGACGGCACGAAUGCUGGUGGAUGUGGCGCGGGUUGCGUAUGCAGAGGAGCCCGAGUUUGAGCACAACAGCCACUUCGGAGAUGAGGCGAUUAUUGCGCAGUUGCGGAAGAUGGGCCGCUUAAGUCCGAUUCGGAGAAAAGGGGAUCAGUUGACGAGGGAGGAUACGAGGUUGGCGGCGAAGCUUAGUUGA
Molecule: messenger RNA, 927 nt
Organism: Aspergillus sclerotioniger CBS 115572
Lineage: Eukaryota; Fungi; Ascomycota; Eurotiomycetes; Eurotiales; Aspergillaceae
Product: NUDIX hydrolase
Exons: 5
Coding region: 1-927 (308 amino acids)
Biological process (GO): coenzyme A catabolic process
Molecular function (GO): acetyl-CoA hydrolase activity; coenzyme A diphosphatase activity
Source: RefSeq, a predicted model, not a curated record